AUGAGCGUCGACAUCGCGGAGCUUCUCCGCCUGGAGGCCGAGCUGGAGAACUCAUGUGAAGAUUGCCAAAACCCAUACGAUCGAGACGCCAAGCUGAAUUUGCUCAAGUUUCUUCAAAUCAGGGCGGUACUGCAGUUCGAAGAAGCGUACGACCAGUUGUACUACGAGCUCAACAAGCAUGGAGGGCUUGAGUGUCUUCGCGAAAUCGCUCCGGCGCGGCCGAAGGACCUUCUGCAGCCCAAGGUCUUGGAGUUACAGGACUGCAAUGAGGGCGUUCGAUUUGCAGCACAGUUGGAAUUCUAUCUUGCGGACGCGGAGCUUGCAAAGAACCGUUUAGACGAGCUCGUGGCAGAUAUAGCGGAACACACGGGGGAGUGCGAGGUUCACUGCGCGGAGGUCAAGUCACGAGCAAUCACGCAACGAAAAGCCAGAAAGUCAUAUGGUGGGGACGUUCGAAAGGUUGCUGACAUGGCGAGGAUAAGCGUGAUCUGUGACAACCCGCAGGCCUUGAAACGGGCGUACUUGGCUAUCGUGGAGUCGUUCCAGGGAGACGUGCUUCGGGUGGCAAACGGCUUCAACUCCGACUGGAUGCCUAGCGGUUAUCGGGACGUGAAAGUAAAUCCCGUCGUCGACGACCACCUUUGCGAGAUUCAGCUGCACCUCCGCGAGUUCUUCACACUUAAAAGCAGCCAACACGCCGUGUACGAGUGGGCGCGGGACCUCAAAGUGACCACGAUAGUGCGCGCUGAAAACCUGUUCGGGGUUCUGUCACGUGAGAUUACGGAGGAGAUGAUCGGCUUGGCUCAACGGAACUGGCAUGGGACCGGGCGCUUCCUUCCACGUCUGCAGCUCGCUGCUGGACAGUACGACCAGGCCGAGAAGGGUUUUAGACAGAAACUUUCGGAGGCCGACAACAACGAACGGGGUGAGGAGGACAAUGGCAGCACGGAAUCGAGAGAGGCACCGCCCGAUGUGAUUGGGGCCAUGGCAAGCCUCGGCUCUGUCCUGCAGGAACAGGGCAAGUACGCUGAGGCUGAGGCUCUCUAUGUGCGGUGUCAAGCGAUAGAAGAGAAGGUUCUAGGUCCCGAGCACCCAAGCCUGGCCUCGACACUGCACAACCUGGCAGGCUUGUUGAGGAGCCAGGGCAAAUACGAGGAGGCACGAGUGUUGCACCAACGUUCCCUUGCCAUCUUCGAGAAAGCUCUCGGACCUGACCACCUUGACGUGGCCACGUCGCUAAACUCCCUGGCGGGCUUGUUGAAGAGCCAGGGGAAGUACGCUGAAGCUGAGCCCCUCUAUGCGCGGUGUCAGGCGAUACAAGAGAGGGUUCUAGGCCCUGAGCACCCAGGCCUAACCGCAGUGCUCCACAACCGGGCAGAUUUCUUGGAGAUGCAGGGCAAGUAUGAGGAGGCCGAGCGGCUGUGCCAACGUUCCAUUGCCAUCAGCGAGAAAGCUCUCGGACCAGACCACCCUGACGUGGCCUCAUCGCAACACACCCUGGCGGGCUUGUUGCAGAGCCAGGGCAAAUACGCUGAAGCUGGACCGCUCUAUGCGCGAUGUCAGGCGAUACAAGAGGCAGUUCUAGGCCCCGAGCACCCACGCUUGGCCACAACGCUCGGUAACUGGGCAGCAUUGCUGUACGAGCAGGGCAAGCCUGAGGAGGCCGAGGCGUUGUUUAAGCGUUCCCUUGCCAUCGAGGAGAAGGCUCUUGGACCUGAUCACCCCGACGUGGCCACACCGCUCAACAACCUGGCGUGCUUGCUAGAGGACCAGGGCAAAUAUGUGGAGGCCGGACGGUUGUUUGAACGUUCCCUUGCCAUCCGCGAGAAGGUUCUUGGACCUGAUCACCCUAACGUAGCCGCAACGCUCAUCAACCUGGCGGAAUCGUUUCAGAGAGAGGGCAAGAAUGAGGAAGCCGCAAGGCUGUUGGAACGCUCUCUUGGCAUCACAAAGAAAGCUCUAGGACCUGACCACCCUGACGUGGCCGUAGUGCUCAACAACUGGGGAGGGUUGUUGGAGAGCGAGGGCAAGCUUGAAGAGGCCGGGGCGUUGUUUGAGCGUUGUCUUCUCAUCCGCGAGAAGGCUCUUGGACCUGAUCACCCUGACGUGGCCACAUCGCUCAACAACCUGGCGUGCUUGCUAGAGGACCAGGACAAACAUGAGGAGGCCGGACCGUUGCACGAACGUUCCCUUGCCAUUCGCGAGAAGGUUCUUGGACCUGAUCACCCCGACGUAGCCGAAUCGCUCAACAACCUGGCAUGCUUGUUCGAGGACCAGGGCAAGUACGCCGAGGCUGAGCCUCUCUAUGCACGGUGUCAGGCGAUAGAAGAGAAGGUUCUAGGCCCUGAGCACCCAAGCCUGGCCACGACACUCCAUAACCUGGCGGGCUUGUUGCAGAGACUGGACAAAUAUGAAGAGGCCGUGUCGUUGUACGAACGUUCCCUUGCCAUCGUGGAGAAAGCUCUUGGUCCUGAUCACCUUAACGUAGCCACAUCGCUCAACAACCUGGCGGGCUUGUUGAAUAGCCAGGGCAAGUACGGUGAGGCUGAGUCGCUCUAUGCUCGGUGUCAGGCAAUAGAAGAAAAGGUUCUAGGCCCUGAACACCGACGCCUGGCCACAACGCUAUACAACUGGGCGGCGCUGUUACACAAGCAGGGAAAAUACGCUGAAGCUGGGCCAGUCUAUGCACGGUGUCAGGCGAUAGAAGAGAAAGCUCUGGGCCCUGAGCACCCAAGCCUGGCCACAACGCUCGGCAGCCGGGCGAAGUUGUUGACGACGCAGGGCAAAUAUGAGAAGGUCGGACCGUUAUACGAACGUUCCCUUACCAUCCGCAAGGAAGUCUUGGGCCUGAUCACCCUGACGUGGCCUCACCUGGGCAACUAUGCUGAGGCUGAGGCCCUCUAUUCGCGGUGUCAGGCGAUAGAAGAGAAGGUCCUAGGUCCUGAGCACCCAAGCCUGGCCACCACGCUCGAAAAAUUGGGAGUAGCGUUGUACAAGCAGGGCAAGAGUAAGGAAGCCGCGCCGCUUUUGGAACGCUCUCUUGCCAUCCGCGAAAACUCUCUUGGACCUGAACACCCUGACGUAGCCACAUCGCUCAAAAACCUGGCGGUCUUGUUGGACAGCCAGGGCAAUGACGCAGAGGCUGAGCCGCUCUAUGCGCGGUGUCAGGCGAUACAAGAGAAGGUUCUAGGCCCUGAGCACUCAAGCCUGGCCACAACGCUCAACAACCGGGCGAAUUUGUUACACAAGCAGGGAAAAAUAGGGGAGGCCGGGCCAUUGUACGAACGUUCCCUUGCCAUUGUGGAGAAAUCUUUAGGUCCUGACCACCCUCACCUAGCCACAGCGCUCAAGAACCUGGGGGGCUUGUUGGAGAGUCAGGGGCAGUACGCUGAGGCUGAGCCGUUCUUUGCGCGGUGUCAGCUGAUAGAAGAGAAUAUUCUAGGCCCUGAGCACCUAAGCCUGGCGUUGACACUCCACAACCGGGCGGCGCUUUUACACAAUCAGGGCAGGAGUAAGGAAGCCGCGCCGCUGUUGGAACGCUCUCUUGCCAUCCGCGAAAAAGGUCUCGGACCUGACCACCCUGACGUGGCCUUAGUGCUCAACAACCUGGCGGGCUUGUUAAAGAGCGAGGGCAAGUAUGAGGAAGCCGCGCCGCUGUUGGAACGCUCUCUUGCCAUUACCGAGAAAGCUUUAGGACCUGAUCACCCUGAUGUGGCAACAAUACGUAACAAUUUGGUCAAAUUGUCGCAGAAGCAGGGAGGAGCCGUGGGUACCAUUCAGUAAGAAUCUUCGGGUUCCCCAUCGAGUCAAACGGUCUGUUCCUGGUGAUCACGGGUUGUACGGCAGGAGCUUCAAGCUGACACAGUUGUGCCUAGAUGACCGUUAGUCACCGACUCGUCACGGCUGUGAAAAGAACAGACCAUCUGUCGACUCUGUGUCCGCAGAUUUCUGCGAAGGACCAGAGGAGAGAAAGGGAUCCGAGUGGCGUCCGAUAUUUAUACGCGAAGCACGUUGUCUGUGGAGUGCAAUACUCGAUCACGAGGCAAUCUUU
Messenger RNA from Ectocarpus siliculosus, 4051 nucleotides. The record is from the annotation of a GenBank genome assembly. Lineage: Eukaryota; Phaeophyceae; Ectocarpales; Ectocarpaceae.